Molecule: messenger RNA, 3906 nt
Organism: Acanthisitta chloris (rifleman)
Lineage: Eukaryota; Metazoa; Chordata; Aves; Passeriformes; Acanthisittidae
Gene: STIL
Product: SCL/TAL1 interrupting locus
Exons: 15
Coding region: 1-3906 (1301 amino acids)
Biological process (GO): centrosome duplication; smoothened signaling pathway; protein localization to centrosome
Cellular component (GO): centrosome; centriole
Source: RefSeq, a predicted model, not a curated record
AUGGUCCCUUUUAGUUUCCCUCUAUCCAAGUGUGCACUGUGGGACCCAGUCCCUAUGGGGGAUGUCAUUGGUGCACACAUUACCUAUUACAGAAACCCCAAGUUAUCUAUGCUAGAGAAGACCUUGCGGCUUGCCUAUCGCCAUGCCAAGCAGCAUGAAAAGAAAUGCCUUUCCUGUUUUUUGCUUGGGGCCCUUGCAGUAGAUGAAGAUGGGGAAGGCAUAACGCUAACAAUAGAUCGCUUUGAUCCUGGUCGAGAAGUUGCUGGAGGGUCGGGCAAAAUUCCAACUGCAUCUCUUCCUGGAGACUUUUUGAUUCCAUGUACAGUUAAUGCCUGGGGACCUUCUUCAGAUAAUAUUUUAGUGCACAGUCCUGAAAAUAUCAGCUUGACAUUCAAGAGUCUGCAGCACAGUCUGUGCAGUAAAGAAUCACUGGAUCUUUCUAAACUGCUCACUGUUAGAGCUCACAUUGUUUUCACAGAAAACCUGGAUAACUUACAUUUUAAUUUUCACUGGGCUUCUAUUACCAUGGCAAAUACCUUGGAAUACACCCCUGUGAAGUCUGUCCCAAUUAUUCCAACAGCUCUAGCAAGAAAUUUGAACAGUCCUAUGAAUAUUGCACAAGUUCAAGGAACUUAUAAAUGUGGCUACCUUACUAUGGACCAAACACGGAAAUUGCUUUUGCUGCUUGAGUCUGAUCCCAAGGCUUAUGCUCUGCCAUUAGUUGGAGUUUGGCUGAGUGGAGUUACUCAUAUCUGUAGUCCUCAAGUCUGGGCCUGUUGCCUGAGAUAUUUAUUCAGUUCUUCAAUUCAAGAAAGAGUUUUUUCUGAAUCUGGGAGUUUUCUUAUUGUGCUUUAUUCAUUGACACACAAAGAACCAGAGUUUUACGAGUGUGUUCCAUGCAGUGGACAGACUGAACUUGGGUUUCAGAUCUUAACUUGCCAUGAAACAGUUCACCUCUUCAAAAAUGUUGAACCUUCAGACAAGAGCCCUAUCCAGUUUGAGCUGAAUGCAGAAAACCAAAAUGCAGAAACUGAGUUCUUCAGCAGAGUUUGCAAGAAACUUCCUAUCAGAAGUUCUCCCCAGGGCUCUUCACCCAGCAAAUUGUCAGCAAGUGAUCACGACUCUGGUGUAGAAGAUGAGGAUUUAUCCCCCAGACCAAUUCCAAGUCCUCACCCAGUGAGUCAACAAGUUACUGAGAUUUUUCCUUCAGUUCCAGAACUGUCACUGGUUUUGGAUGAGAGUUUCAUAGAAUCAGGACAAUUGCCUAAACCAGUAGGGGCAGCAAAUGCUAAAAGUCUACCCUCAGCACUACAGCAGCCUAUUAAAAAGAAGUGGUGCUUGGGGUCUGUGUAUCACCCCACCCAGCACUCUGAAGACAAGCAGAACUUUUCUGCUAAUACAGGAGAUCCUUCUUUGAAGCAAUUACCAAAUCCUAUAAACCAGAAGGUUCCAGCUUCACUGCCUUCCAGAGGAAAGCAAGCUCUACUACAGCAACAGGUGCACUGUAAGAAGGCUUGCCCACAGUCAAGAAGAAAUUCAGGAUCGUCUUCUCCUUCAACCCCUUGCAGUGGGCCUUCCCCGGAUACAUCUGUGCAUCACCCCAGAAAGCCAUCAGAAAGAGUUCUGUUAAGUCCCGAAGAUGUCACACAGCAGGGAGAGCCUCCAGUUAGGAGAACAUCAAUAUCCAGUUCCAAGCAGCUUCCUGCUAUGACUCAGCCAGUCCUCUACAACUCUGCAUUUUCACCACAGAACUGCAGACAGCCACCAGACCUGCAGGUGCCAGUCCAAGUGCCACCUUGCUGUGCAGCAUGCAGCUGUCAGUUUCCUGCUUCUGUCCAGUAUAAUCCAAUAAACUCAUGGCAAGGAAUUGGUAAAAUGAACCCCAAAAAUGGAGCAGAAAUCCAGUCAGAGAUGGCUCAACAAAAGCCAUGUGCAGUCCUCCAUCAAAAUAUUUGCCCAAAUAUUUGCUGCAAUCCAGGAUAUACCACAAGCAGCCCUAUAAAUGCAAGAUACCAUGGCAAAACAGGGAACUGUUCUCUGGACAAUGGCUUAUCUCCUGGAAUGAGAAUGCCAUCAAGUGUAAGCCCCUUGAGUCUGCAGUUUUGUGCAGCCCACUCACCCUGCCUGCAUAUGCCUGCUUCUACAGCUGGAUCAGAUAAUGGAAUGAUGGGAUUAUCUCCAGAUGCAUACCGGGUUCUUACAGAACAAGACAGACAACUCAAAUUACUUCAAGCUCAGAUCCAACGCUUAUUGGAAGCACAGGCUCGCCAGGCUUGUUCCUCGGAGCCAGCAGCAGCCAGCGAUGCUCCCCAGCCUGAGAAGCCAGGGGAGCUUGUUUCUAUGGAAACACAGACCUCACCGGGUUCCCCCAAGAAGAAAAGUGUGAGCGUUGCUGUAAGCACAGGUGCUAGUUUGUUUUGGAAUACAGCCUCAGAAAAACAAGAUGACUCCAUACCACAAGGAAAAAAAGAGGAUAGAGAGAUUUCCAAGGAAGACAUAAGCAUUUCAAUUAAUGCUGAACAAGAUGCAAGUAAUACAAGUAUUGCUUCUUCCUUAAGGGUGGUUGACAUGCCCAGCUUUGUAGAAAGUAUUCAUCUUGUGGAAGAAGCAACUAAUCAGAACACUCCCCAAAAUGGAAACGUUUCCCAAGCACUUGUUCGGAGUUUAUCCUUGGGAGAAAGUACCAGUGUGUCUUUACAGAAAGAGCCAUCGGAGGGAGCCAGCAACCAGGUGGUGGUAACAAGCGAGCAGAUCUCAGAGCCACCCGCCUCGCUGCUGCCUCGGCAGCCGUCAGAGGAUCAGAAGCUUUACCAGGACUUGCUGGGCCAAGUAAACCACCUCUUGAAGUCCUCAGAAGAGCAAGAUCACUUACUUAUAAAAUCAGGAUUUGUUAAUGAUGAUGGUCCUAAGUAUCAGGAUGUUGAUAAUACAACAGAAGUGGCUUCAGAGGCUGACACAGGAGUGGUAGAUAAAGAGAGUGUCAUUAGUGCUACACUCAAACAGCUGAAGAGUCUUGGAGUGACAAUGGACUCGCCUGGCAGGAUGAAGAAAGAUACACACAAAGUGGAGAAUGCCAGCGUCUUGGCGUGCAUUAAUCCUGAAGCAGUGGUGCCUGGAUUAAACUAUAUGUCAUUUGCCAAUGUCAGCAUGUGUGGCUUAACUCCUAACAUUGUUGAUCUGAGCAUGGAAGCAAAUGCUAUAGCACUGAAGUAUCUCAGUGAAAAUCAGUUAUCUCAACUGUCUCUCAGUCAUUCGGGCCAAAAUCUUCCUGCAGACUUUGCUUUCCAAGACAUCUUGCAUACAAACAUGGACAAGAGCAUGGUGGGUCUUAGCUUAAUUUCACCAAACAAUAUGUCUUUUGCAACCAAGAAGUACAUGAAGCGAUAUGGGCUGAUACAGGGCAGUGACAGCAGUGAAGAUGAAGAGGAACUGCAGGUUCAAAAUGGCAAUUCUGGCUCUGUCAAAAGCGAAAGCAUGCCAGACAAAAACUGUACCCCUGUGUUGGACAGCUUCAAUCAGUUGACUGAAUUAUCCAAAAGAAUUGAUGGAAGACUUCCCAUCCAUCUAAAAAGUCACAGCAGAGAGAUGACUACUAAUGCUUCUCCACCAGACUUAAACCACCCCGUACUAAAAAAUAUUGUGAAUGAAAUUUUUCCUCCCAGAGCAGAGCAAGCAGAUGAAAACUCAGUUCAGAUCUUAAAAGAUUUAAAAUCAAAAACCAAAUUGUUACCUGGAAAGGUUGAAUUCACUGAACAACCUGUUAGGAAAGAUGAAGGAGAUACUCAGGUCUUCCCUGGAAAUCUAUGUACUCCAACGCUCGAAACAUUAAACCAGUCAAACAGCAUAAAUUCUGUUGGCACCAUUCUGGAUGUGAAACAGCUCAGGCGGUUGCCAAAGUUGUUCUGA